AAUACAAACAUAAAAAAAAACCUCUCUUCUCCUUCUUAAGAUGAAGCCUCUUGGUUUCAUUUCGUCCCAUAAUCAUCCAAACUUCACCAAAAGAAAUUCUUAACAGAAAAAAAAAAAAAAAAACUUUUUUUCUUCAUAGUAUUACUUCUCAAGAUCUUAAAGAUUUGAUUAAUACGAAGAGAAAAUUCAAAUGGGUCUUGAUGAUUCAUGCAACACAGGCCUUGUUCUUGGUUUAGGCCUCUCACCAACGCCUAAUAAUUACAAUCAUGCCAUCAAGAAAUCUUCCGCCAUCGUAGACCACCGUCUCAUCAGGCUCGAUCCGUCGUUGACUCUAAGCCUCUCUGGUGAGAGUUACAAGACCAAGACUGCUGCCGGCGCCGGGGACCAAAUCUGCCGGCAGACUUCGUCUCACAGCGGCAUCUCAUCUUUCUCGAGCGGAAGGGUAAAGAGAGAAAGAGAAAUCUGCGGCGGCGACGGAGAAGAAGAGGCGGAGGAGACGACGGAGAGAGUGGUGUGUUCGAGAGUGAGUGAUGAUCACGACGAUGAAGAAGGUGUUAGUGCUCGUAAAAAGCUUAGACUCACUAAACAACAAUCUGCUGUUCUCGAAGAUAGCUUCAAACUUCAUAGCACCCUUAAUCCCAAGCAAAAACAAAAUCUUGCGAGACAGCUGAAUCUAAGGCCUAGACAAGUUGAAGUGUGGUUCCAAAACAGGAGAGCUAGGACAAAACUAAAGCAAACAGAAGUUGAUUGUGAGUUUUUGAAGAAAUGCUGUGAGACUUUAACGGAUGAGAAUAGAAGGCUUCAAAAAGAGCUUCAAGACCUUAAGGCUUUAAAAUUGUCUCAACCUUUUUACAUGCACAUGCCGGCGGCGACUUUGACUAUGUGCCCUUCUUGUGAGAGACUCGGCGGUGGUGGUGGAGGUGCCGGAGGAGUUGGCGGAGGUACGGCGGCGGUUGAUGGAGAAACGGCGAAAGGAGCUUUCUCCAUCGUCACAAAGCCUCGUUUCUAUAACCCCUUCACUAAUCCUUCUGCAGCAUGUUAGUUAUUAUUUUUUUGGGAUUUUUUUUUUGUUUCUUGAAUCAAAUUAGGAAUUAGUUAGAAGAUAAAUCCCAGGGAAAAAGUAUUACGUUCAAAUUGGGGGAAAAUGGGGUAUAGUCUUUAUAGAUAAGACUCUUCAACGAUUCCACUUUAUUUUUCGGUGGGAUUGUUGGUUGACGAAGCAAAAAAAUAGUUUGUAAUUACAGUUUUUAAUUUGUAGAGAAAAAAUGAAGAAGAUAAUAGUACUUACUAAUCCAUCUUCUUUUGUUUUUUUUCUUCAAAUAUGUAUUAUGGUGGUAUAAUUUUGCUUGUAAAAAACAUAAAUAUUUAUAUUUAAUAAAUUUUGUACAAGUUUGUAAUGA
Molecule: messenger RNA, 1400 nt
Organism: Arabidopsis lyrata subsp. lyrata
Lineage: Eukaryota; Viridiplantae; Streptophyta; Magnoliopsida; Brassicales; Brassicaceae
Product: homeobox-leucine zipper protein HAT22
Exons: 3
Coding region: 191-1042 (283 amino acids)
Biological process (GO): regulation of DNA-templated transcription
Molecular function (GO): DNA-binding transcription factor activity, RNA polymerase II-specific; sequence-specific DNA binding
Source: RefSeq, a predicted model, not a curated record